AUGGACUCGAACCUCAAGCCCAAGAAGUGUAUUUUGAAGAAGCGAAGCUCCAGCAACGCGCAGAAGCCGAGUGGCCAAGUGAUAAGGGGGAAGAGCCAGCGAUGGGACGAGAUGAAUAUCCUGACGACUCAUCACCCGACCGGGAAGGAUUACGGCUUCAUGAAGAUCGAUGAGCUGCAGACUCCCUAUUGCAGCGGGAAUGAUGGGGGGCUUGAAGAAGCGGCAAGCAGCACGUCUGGAUCACAGGGACGCUUCAGUCCUAAACUGCUGGCAAAGAGGCUGAUGGCGCUAGUGGGCUCUCCCAGAAUCCUUCAAGAACAGACCGAGGAAGACAUCGAGGAAGAGGGAGGAGCUCUAUCGCAUGACCCAGCAGAACAGCAAAGCUUUGAGCUCCAGAGGAGGAAACACUAUGACGAGGGCCAGCACGUCACCAGAGAGGUGUCUGAGGAGGAGGGGAGGGGAGGGGCAGGAAGAGACGAAGGUGAAGAUGAUGAGUGA
Polyodon spathula (Mississippi paddlefish) is the source of this 498-nucleotide messenger RNA. Its product is annotated as protein phosphatase inhibitor 2-like. Gene Ontology annotation, biological process: regulation of signal transduction. The coding region runs from base 1 to 498 and encodes 165 amino acids. The record is from RefSeq and is a predicted model, not a curated record. NCBI's taxonomy places the organism in Eukaryota, Metazoa, Chordata, Actinopteri, Acipenseriformes, Polyodontidae. The transcript is spliced from 6 exons. Gene Ontology annotation, molecular function: protein phosphatase inhibitor activity.